Messenger RNA from Aedes albopictus (Asian tiger mosquito), 3792 nucleotides. RefSeq lists its product as uncharacterized. The transcript has a single exon. Gene Ontology annotation, molecular function: zinc ion binding; nucleic acid binding. Bases 1 to 3792 code for a protein of 1263 amino acids. Lineage: Eukaryota; Metazoa; Arthropoda; Insecta; Diptera; Culicidae. The record is from RefSeq and is a predicted model, not a curated record.
AUGGCGCACUCUGACCUGCGAAAGCUGACAAAGAAGGAGCGACAACUGCGAGACUUGGUAGAGUCCAUUGAGGAGUUUGUGCACAACUACCAGGAGGCACGCGACAAAGGCUCGGUUGCAGCAAGGCUCAAGAAGUUGGACGAGGUCUACGAUUCGUUCUGCGAUGUGCGCGCUGAUAUCGAGGUACUUCUCGAAGAAUGCGAUACCGAUGACGAAGCUGGUGAAGAUGUUACUGCAGCGGAUAGGAAGCAGACCCUGGCGGCAAAGGUGAAGCUAAGGAGUGAAGCGAAUUCGAAGAUUUUGAAGACCUUCAUCCAGCAGUACUUCCGUCUAAAGCAAUCACUUGAAGCUUUCAUGACCGGCCCCGGCUCAAGCAGCCAGCUGACUCUACCACCAAACAAUCCGCCGGCGGCGACGUCUCCAAUGCGUGUAAAGCUACCAGAGCUGAAGAUUCCGACGUUUCGAGGAUCUCUAAUGGAGUGGGUCACUUUUAGGGAUACUUUCAAAACCCUAAUUGUCGACAACCCACAUUUGACCGAUAUCGAUCGGUUCACUUACCUCCGAACUUCGCUGGCAGGAGAAGCGCUGCAGCAAAUUGCAUCGAUCAAUCUCUCAGCGGACAACUACUCCGUUGCGUGGCGUUCACUGGAGUCACGCUAUGAAAACAAAAAGCUUCUAGUGAAAUCCCACAUAGAUGCCCUGUUUGCUGUCAACCCGAUGAAGAAGGAAUCGUUCGAAGCACUGAACCACGUCAUCGGCGAGUUUGAAAAACAUCUUCAGAUGCUGACGAAGCUUGGGGAGCAGACUCAGGAUUGGAGUACACUUCUAGCUCACAUGCUGGCUAGCAAGUUAGAUCCCACUACUCUUCGCCUGUGGGAAACGGAACAUCGCUCAACAGAUGUUCCCAAGUAUGACGACAUGUUAGAUUUCCUUUCGAUCCAUAGGACAGUUUUGCGUUCUAUCUCUGGUGAGACGCAUGCACCAGUGGAGUCAAGGAAAUACCCGAAGGUCACCAGUAGCAGCUAUUCGGUCCAACAUCAAUCGUGCCCAUUCUGCGACGAUGGACAACACUGGGCGUAUCAAUGCAAGCGACUCAAGGGAAUGAGAGUCGACGAAAGGAGGAACGCUGUGAAAAAUAGUGAUUUGUGCUUCAACUGUCUCGCUCGCGGUCACACUUCCAAGGGUUGUUCGCGAGGCUCGUGUCGUGUUUGUGGACAACGCCAUCACUCAUUGCUGCACAUCAACAGCAGUGAGCAACAAGCACCGCAAUCGAACAAGCGCUCGCAACACCAUGCACAGAACCCACAGUCGAAUCAAACAAAUUCAACCUCACACAAGAAACCAACACUAACCGUUCCUCAGCAAUCUCUCAACCAUUCACCCAAAACCCCCAUUCCUAUUGCCAGUCCAAGCAUGCUAACGCCACCCACACAAGACACUCCUAACGUUGUACUUUCCGCUCAAGAAGCCAAGGUGUCACGAUCGGUUCUGCUAGCAACUGCGAUCGUGAUCCUUGAAGAUCCUUUUGGAAACACCAUGCAAGCUAGAGCAUUGCUUGACAGCGGCUCUCAGCUCUGCUUCAUUUCCGAACGCGCAUCGCAGCGUCUGAAAUUCAAGCGCUCUCGUGAGACACUUUCAAUUAGUGGCAUCGGACAAGCCGCUAAGAAGUGCAAGCAGUCCAUUUUCGCUCGGGUUCGGUCUCGUAUUUCGUCGUACACUGGGGAGGAGGUUUUCUACGUGCUACCACAAGUAACCUUGAACCUUCCCAUCCGGAGGAUUGAUUCCACCAGUCUGCGACUUCCGGACGACAUCGCACUCGCCGAUCCCCUCUUCACUGAACCCGGAAGCGUAGAUGUGAUCAUCGGGGCAGGGUUAUUCUUCGACCUGCUUCAAAAGGAGAAGUUCAAGCUAGGAGAUGAUGGACCGAUCGCCCAAAACACAUUAUUGGGUUGGAUUGUAUGUGGAAACCUGUCAGCUGAGUCAGACGUGCCAAGGCCGCACGUUGCCAACACUUGUACCGAAAGGCUAGAUGAUCUUCUCACGCGAUUCUGGGAGCUGGAGUCGUGUAAAACGAACAGUGUGUUGUCACUGGAAGAAUAUGCCUGCGAAAAGUUCUUCGACCGCACAACAGUGCGGGAUGAAAGUGGGCGAUUCAUUGUUACACUUCCCAAGAAGGAUUUCCUGAUUCGCCAACUUGGAGAUUCGAGAUCAACAGCGAUGCGACGGUUUCUGUCUCUGGAACGCCGACUAGACCAGAAUCCCCAACUCAAGCAGAUGUACUGUGAGUUUAUUCACGAGUAUCUCAGCAUGGGCCACAUGGAGGAGGUUAUCGGGGAUGAAGAAGAUGCUGCUCUGCCCCAGUACUUCAUUCCCCAUCACUGUGUCAUCAAGCCUGAUAGUACGACCACGAAGCUGCGGGUGGUGUUUGAUGCAUCGUGCGCCACGUCGACCGGAGUCUCACUCAACAAUGCCUUAAUGGUGGGGCCAACGGUACAGGACGACAUAAUCUCGAUCGUUCUUCGUUUCCGAUUCCAUCGGAUUGCCAUCGUAGCGGACGCCGAGAAAAUGUACCGCAUGGUACAGCAACAUUGGGCGGACCGCAAACUGCACAAGAUCUUCUGGCGGGAUAACCGGAAUGAGGACGUACGGAUAUUCCAGUUGAACACCGUAACAUACGGGACGGCAUCGGCGCCGUAUUUAGCAACGAAGUGCCUCAAGCGGCUCGCAGAACUAGAUGGACAUAAAUACCCUGAAGCAGCAAGAAUUCUCAGCAAGGACUUCUAUGUUGACGACAUGAUGACAGGCGUUGACAGCGAGGAAGAUGGAGUCAGGCUGUGCAGCGACAUGCAGCAGUUGUUGAAAGGCGGAGGAUUCAAUCUGCGAAAGUGGAGUAGUAACUCUCCAACCGUUCUGGAGAAAAUACCCGCUGAACUCAAGGACGACCGUACAUCGUUCGAGCUCGAUGACUCAAGCGCUACCAUUAAAACUCUCGGGUUAAUCUGGGAGCCCAGGGUAGAUGUGUUCCGCUUCAAAGUUCCUGAGUGGUCUUCUUCGGUUGUCUGCAAACGGUCGGUAAUUUCCGAUCUAGCAAGAAUCUUCGAUUCCAUCGGGCUACUUGGUGCUGUGAUCGUCUCUGCCAAAAUAUUCGUCCAGACCCUCUGGAAGCAGAAGGUUUCCUGGGACCAGCCACUGCAAGAUGAUCUCCGAGCACAAUGGAUCGAUUUUCGGACUAGCCUAUCGAGGCUUGAAACUCUGCAGAUUCCGAGGUGGGUCGCGUUCCGGAAGGAUUGUGUCUCAUUAGAACUCCAUGGCUUUUGUGAUGCUUCUACAAAGGCCUAUGGAGCCUGCAUGUACGUGCGAUGUACACACUUUGACGGGACAAUCACUUCCAACCUAUUGGUAGCCAAGUCACGAGUCGCACCGCUAUCCGAGCUGGGAAAGAAAAGAAAGCAGCUCACAAUCCCGCGACUAGAGUUGUCCUCCGCAGUACUGCUAGCUCAUCUCUACGAAAAAACUUCCGCUAGUCUUCCAGUAUCUGCGCAGUCGUACUUCCACACCGACUCAAUGAUUGUUCGAUACUGGCUGUCUUCAAAUCCGUCACGGUAUCAAAUGUUCGUGGCAAACAGGAUAUCCGAGGUGCAGCAUCUGACGAAAAAUGGAACGUGGAGACACGUUGCAGGUGUUGAAAACCCCGCGGAUGCCUUAUCUCGCGGAAUUCCACCUGCGGAUCUGCAGCAGAACUCGUUGUGGUGGGAAGGGCCCACCUGGCUGCGUCUAGAGAAGAAUCGCUGA